AGCAACCGCUUCGUGUGGCGUGUCGUGGUAGCAGAAAUCCGGUCCGCGUUACAGUUCGGUUUCAUCGCUCGUCGCGGAACGUGCUCGUUUUUGCGAACGAUUUGCUUUAAACCAACCUGACCACCACCGCGUGUGUGUUUUGCCCUGGACGUGAACGUAACGGCGAGCGCAACCGAUCCGGAGUACGCCGAUACCAGUGGCUGGAGUGGCUUCCUUUUCUGUGACCGCGGGAAACGAAUUCUUAUCAGCAGCAAACACAAGCAAAACAACGGGCUGGAAGGCUUUUGACUGCUGCUGCACUACCAGUUAGCUGCUGCUGUUGAUCCGCGAUCCACCGGGUUGCUUGUACGAAAGAUCUACGCCACACCUUCCAGCGUCUCUAGGCGAACAUGUCGAACUCGUACGCGACUACAGGCGCACGGCCAACGUCACGAUGGAAGCGGUUUGUAAAGUCGAACCUGCUCACCUUCCUGACCGUGGUCGGCGUGUUCGGUGGCACGGCGCUCGGCUUGAUGCUGAAGAAUUCCUCCGAACCGUGGACACAGCGUGAGGUGAUGUAUAUCCAGUAUCCGGGCGAUCUGUUCCUACGGAUGCUCAAGUGUCUGAUCGUGCCGCUGCUCGUGUCGUCGAUCACCAGUGCGAUCGGUUCGUUGGAUUUGAGCAUGUCGAAGAAGAUCGCGUUCCGGGCCAUCGUCUACUACUUCACCACGACGAUCUGUGCCGUCAUCCUGGGCAUUAUACUGGUCAGCACGAUUCGACCCGGUGCGGGCCGUGAUGUGAGCACUAUGGGUGGCAAAGCUACCACGCGACAGGUGCUUACGGCCGACACACUGCUAGAUCUCAUAAGAAAUCUAUUCCCACCGAACAUUAUCCAGGCCACAAUGUUUCAGUUCCGAACCAUUCUUGUCCCUCCAGCAAAUGCUACCGGUGUUCCCUUGACACAGUACAAGAUCACUUCCGAGUUUACCGAGGGUACGAACGUGCUCGGUCUGGUGAUGUUUAGCGUAGUGCUGGGCACGUGCAUAGGCAAGAUGCGCGAGAAGGGCAAACCCCUGCUCGGUCUGUUCGAAACGCUCAGCGAAGCGAUGAUGAUCAUCACCUCGUGGGUAAUCUGGAUUUCGCCGAUCGGUGUGCUGUUCCUGGUCGCUGCCAAACUGCUCGAGAUGGCGUCCUUCGUCGAGGUGCUGGGACAGCUCGGCUGGUACUUUAUGACUGUGAUGCUGGGACUGAUGCUGCACGGAUUCGGUACAAUUUCGGUAAUCUUCUUCCUCACGACGCGCAAGAUGGCGUUCCCCUACAUUGCCAAGAUGAGCCAAGUGUUGGCGACUGCAUUCGGUACCGGAUCUAGCUCGGCCACGAUGCCCAUCACGAUCCGCUGCCUGGACAAUAUGGGCAUCGAUCCGCGUGUGACGCGCUUCGUCAUUCCCGUCGGUGCGACGAUCAACAUGGACGGUACGGCACUGUACGAAGCUGUCGCCGCCCUGUUCAUUGCUCAACUACGUAAUAUUCAUCUGACCUUUGGUCAUAUCGUCGCUGUGAGUGUGACUGCCACGGCUGCCUCUAUCGGUGCGGCCGGUAUUCCGCAAGCCGGACUUAUCACGAUGGUCAUGGUGCUGGACACUGUAGGAUUGCCGGCCGAGGAUGUUACCAUCAUUAUUGCCGUUGAUUGGCUGCUCGAUCGAUUCCGUACGACCAUUAACGUGAUGUGCGACGCUCUGGGAACGAUUCUUGUCAACUCCCUGUCGAAAAAAGAUCUAUCCGGUGAAGCCAACGGCCAUCUGGAACUGGCUGAACCACACGAGCUGGUAGAAUUGCGACCAGACCAGAAGGAAUAGACGCCAAUCUCCACUGUUCCCAAACGGUGCCGGCAGCACUCCGGACCGCACAUCAACUUUUCAUCCCUUUUGCCCCAAUACACUAGAACGCAUGGUUGUUCUGCAUUUGAUGCCGCAAAAUGGGGCAGCACGUUCGUUCGUGUUAUACGUAACAGUUGUACGUAGUAAUAGAACAUCAACCCGAACCGUUUCCGGACAUAUCUUUUCUUUGCGGACACACACGAUCUUCAUUAGCGAUCGGUACUGCGGAGUAUGGGCUUCCGGAAAGGCAAUGACGAACAGAGCUCACAGCAUUCUCAUUCUUUUACCCUAACGAAAUCGACGGCCAAGGUCUGCUCGUACGUUUCCUUGAUGGGAAGUGUGGCAUUUCGUACCCCCACGGACCUCUCGCGCUCCACAUUCGGUACACUAACGAUUAAGGCCUAGCAAUGCUCAACAAUCUUGAGAAAGGGUUUCGCGGAAAUGGAGUGUCGCACUAAACCCCACUACUGCCUCCCCCAUCACCCCACCCCCCGCCGGCACCCCGUUACCGUUUCCAUUUUCUUCACCCAAACACGUGCUCUACUAGCCGGAACACAACCCCGAAACCAAAACAUCCGCUAAAGCCGCGAUCGCGUGUGAUUGUAUGUAUGUAUGUGUGUAUGUGUGUGUGUGUGUGUGUGCCAUGAAACAAUAGAAACACGACAAUAGGCAAAUAUAUAGGAUAUACAUAUAUUGUAGGGAAUAUUGGGAGAAGAAAAUUCGGACGCACCGACGACAACUACGCCGACCGGUGGUGCGCCGUGCGUUAGGGACAGAAACACAUUUCGAUCGAUUGUGUUAAAUGAUUAGUGUGGUAAGGUUAUAGAAACACGAAAAAACUAAAACACAUAACAGUAUCUCUAUGUAAGCAAAAGGGUGCAAAGCACGAUCAGACUUUGCGCGAAGAGGAAUUAGAGAAGAGACAACAUAGACCCGGAAUCUGGACCAGGAUGAUGGCAGGAUACAGAUAUAUACGGAAUAGAUCGUUUAGUAAACCCGUUCGGACUCAACUGGCGUGUGUAAAUGGCAUUGCCUUGCUCCACGUGUGUCUUCUCACACACACACAUUCUCCAUCACCCCCUCCCCUUCCCCAGUCUAGCGGACAUCGAUGUUAUAUACGUGUGUAUGUGUGUACCAUAUAUGGAUGUUUAAUAACUCACCUGUAGACUCUAUCUGUUCUGGUGGAUGCGCUCACUACUACUAUUGCCCCCAAGCGGUAACUUCCGUCGUGUUUCGGAGCUUCCGAAACAGCGUUCCGGUGUCUUCCUUUACUUCCGGUGCAUUUCACUUGCGUUUUUGGUACACUUCCGUUCGGUAAGGGUCCGCUUCCUUUUGGUUCAGCAAAACAACUAUACAGAGGGCGAAAGAGAGAGAGUGAGUGAGUGAGAAUACGAAAGUGAAGAGGAUCGUGCAUUAAGAAGGGGGGCUUACCGGAAACCCAGAGACAGAGGCGCGUAAAAACCCCUAGAUUUUAGUCAACUUUUCGGCGUCAACGCGUGCUGCGUCAAAGCAAAAUGAUGUGUUUGUAUAUUUCAAAAUACUUACAAAUAUAUUUUAAUGAUUCACCUUUUG
Molecule: messenger RNA, 3428 nt
Organism: Anopheles stephensi (Asian malaria mosquito)
Lineage: Eukaryota; Metazoa; Arthropoda; Insecta; Diptera; Culicidae
Gene: Eaat1
Product: excitatory amino acid transporter 3
Exons: 10
Coding region: 390-1835 (481 amino acids)
Biological process (GO): L-glutamate transmembrane transport
Cellular component (GO): plasma membrane
Molecular function (GO): L-glutamate transmembrane transporter activity; glutamate:sodium symporter activity; neutral L-amino acid transmembrane transporter activity
Source: RefSeq, a predicted model, not a curated record